This is a messenger RNA of Rubroshorea leprosula, 5627 nucleotides long. Lineage: Eukaryota; Viridiplantae; Streptophyta; Magnoliopsida; Malvales; Dipterocarpaceae. The record is from the annotation of a GenBank genome assembly.
AGGUAAUUAAUCUCUACGCUUCUCUCCCUGCAAUUACUCUUUGAGAGCAUUUCUCUCUAGAACUCCGAGUAUUGCUGACUUGAGCGUUGGAGUGUUCUUCCCGAGGAAACAACCUUGGGAUUUUCAGGUGUGGAAGCAGCUGAGGACUUCAACAGUGUUGGAUUGCGAAGCUGCCCAAACAUUUUGGCGCCGUCUGUGGGAACUCGAACAAGAAGUUGUGUGACUUAACCUGCUGAAAGACAAAAUGGUCCGUACUUUUACAGGAGGUCGCCCUCCAAGAAAUGAGAUGGACGAACAGGAGGACGCCCAAGCAUCUAAGCCCGGCUUACAUGAUUUUAGACCAAUGCCCAGAAACCUUUUUGUUGGGGGAGCAGAACAGGAUCACCUAAGCGAAACAGAUGAUGAUGAAAGAACACCAACUGGGUAUGCAACCCAGCCUGAACAGUUCCAAGUUCCAACAGGAACAAGAUCAAGACCUUCUAGACCAUACAAUUCACAGCGUGAACGACCUGAAAGGUCAACAGAACCUGCUCGGACUACCGAGCUCGAAGAGAGAACCAGAGUUCUCGAAAUGGCAAUGGGAAAGAUCCUUGCCCAUUUGAUUCCUGAUAACCCCCUGAUUCCUGAUAACCCCCUGAUUCCCUUGUUGAACAGGGAUGCACAACCAGCUGCGGUUGUUGCAACUCGAAACUCCCCCGCUCUAAGCAACAUAGUGGUGCCGACCAGGCCAAGGGGAAGUGGAAAGCUAAAUAUCGAGCCCAGCUCAUCCAAGCACAGCGAAGAACUAUUGAAGAAGAACGCAGACCUUGAAAGGCAGCUACGAGAUGUACAAAAGUCUAUAGAUGAGCUGAAAAGUCCCAAGUCGUAUCAGCAAACUCUUGAUUUAGAUAGCGCCCCAUUGAACCUAUCCAUCACAGCAGAACCGUAUCAAGAGGGAUUCAAAAUUCCCCAUUUAGAGACGUAUGAUGGCUCGGGCAACCCAGAUGAACAUCUGCACACUUAUCAAGCCAUCAUGAGAAUCCAAAACGCCAAUGAUGCCAUGAUGUGCAAAGUGUUCCCAGCAACACUUAAGACAACAGCCAGGAGAUGGUAUCACAAACUCCCCAGACAUUCCAUAGACUCGUACUCCCAGCUCGCUAAGCUAUUCUCCAACAAAUUUGCGAGCCAAAGGGAGAUUAAACGUACAGCGACUGAACUAAUGCAGGUUCAUCAAAAAGAGGGAGAGUCUUUGAGGGACUACAUGCAACAAUUCAACAAAGCUACUUUGGACAUUGAUAAUGUCCCCGAUACCAUUUGCUUAUCUGCCUUGUUGCAUGGCCUGAAGCCUGGCCGGUUUUUGGACGACCUGCUGGAGAAUCCACCCAAGUCAUGGAAUGAAGUAAAUGACAGGUCGGCGAGCUUCAUAUUGUCCGAAGAUUUUCAAUCUUCUAAGAGACGAGCUGAUGACAGGCACGGAAAAGAACCCAAGCAGCCUAAAAACAAAGAUGACAAGAAGAAACAGAAGGUUGGCGAGCAGAGAGGGAAACCACCCUCUUAUCCAAGAUAUGACAGCUAUAUACCCUUGAGCUCGUCACGAUCCCAGAUAUUGUCACAGAUACAGCAUUGGGUCAAGAGACCCCCUCCACAAACGCAUGAUUCUUCACGAGCUGACAGAAGCAAAUAUUGCGACUAUCACCGUGUCUACGGCCAUAACACAGAAGACUGUCAGAGUCUGAAGGACGAGCUCGAAUUCUUGGCCCGUAAUGGAAAAUUGGAGGGCAAUCCAAAUUCUUACCAGACAGGUCCGUACUCAUUUGAGCCGAACAGAGCAUACAGAGGACGCCCGUUCAAUAGGCGUGGGCAAGGACAGAAAGCACCUACGCAGAACCAAAAAGACCACAGAGGAGUCGGGUACGGUGGAAUACCCCCGCCAUUUGGCCCAAUCAAUAUGAUCUCUGGUGGUAUACAUGCAGGAGGUCAAAGCGCCCGAGCCCGCAAGGCGUACGCUCGCCAGGUGAUGACAGUAAAUAAGAACCGGCCCCUUAAGCAUCCAUUUGAGGAGGCAGAGUGGCAGAAUGCGGCCAUAAUGUUUAGCCCGGCAGAUUACCAACGAGCAGGAGAGCCUGACGUCGUGAUGCCUCAUGCGGAUCCUUUUGUAGCAACAGUCCAUAUAGGCAACCAUAACGUUAAUAAAGUCUUCAUUGACACUGGGAGCUCGCCUGAUAUCCUGUAUUGGAGCUGCUUUCAAAAGAUGCAGCUGAACCCCAGCUCGUUACAAAAAUAUGAAGGGCCUAUCUAUGGGUUCGACAAUCAACCUGUUCCAGUGGAGGGAGUAAUUACACUUCCCAUUUACGUGGGCUCAGAACCACGCUUCAGGAUGGCUUCAGUCAGUUUCCUGGUCGUCAAAAUGGAAUCAGCCUUCAAGGCCAUGCUAGGAAGGGCUACUCUGUGCGAACUGAAGGCUGUCAUCUCACAACCCCAUCUCUGCAUGAAAUUCCCAACGCCUCAAGGGGUGGGAGUGCUGAAGGGGAAUCAGAAGAUGGCCAGGGCAUGUUAUCAGGAUACGUUUAAGAAGGUUGAGCUCGCUGUAGCCCCUGGAGGAUCUGAAAGUAGUAGGCCGACUCAGCCCGGCCAGCAGACAAUGAGCAUAUCGGACAUUGAGCAUAGACCUGAGGGUGUCGAGCAAAAAGCAGAGCCGGUAGAGCCAGUGGAAACUGUUCCUUUAAACCCUGAUGUGCAGGAAAGAACAGUAAAGAUAGGCACCAAACUCACAGAAGAAGAACGAGCAGAGCUUCUGGAGUUUUUGAGGGUCAAUCAAGAUGUGUUCGCGUGGACUACUGAUGAAAUGCCUAGCAUCCCGGCGGAGUUGACAGUCCACAAACUCAGCACAGAUCCCACCAGAAGGCCGAUGGUGCAGAAACGUCGCCUUUUUGGCCCAGAGAAACAAGCCGCCAUAGACGAGGAUAUACAAAAGCCGUUACAGGCAGGCUUCAUUAGAAGAAUGGAGUACUCUGAAUGGGUGUCUAACCUUGUGCUCGUCAAAAAGCCAAAUGGCAAGUGGAGGAUGUGUAUUGACUUCACCAACCUCAAUGAUGCGUGUCCGAAAGACCCUCAUCCCUUGCCAAACGUCGAGAAGUUAGUGGAGCGGGCAGCUGGGCAUGAACGGAUGAGUUUUCUUGACGCCAGCUCAGGCUAUCACCAGGUUCAGUUGCUGUUGGACGAUAAGGAGAAAACAGCUUUCUACGCUGGUGACGCUAUCUAUUGCUAUGUGAUGAUGCCAUUUGGCUUGAAAAAUGCUGGUGCUACAUAUCAGAAGUUGGUACAAAUCAUCUUUAAGCUCCAGAUCGGCAGAAACAUAGAAGUGUAUGUGGAUGACAUGAUAGUCACCAGCGAGCGAGCUGAGGACCAUAUAGACGACCUGAGUGAGACCUUUCAAAAUCUGCGCCGGGCCCGAAUGAAGCUGAAUCCCAUGAAGUGCACAUUCGCCGUAGAAUCAGGAAAAUUCCUAGGGUACGUUGUAUCCAAGAAAGGAAUCGAAGUGAACCCAGAGAAGGUUCUGGCUGUUCAGCAGAUGGAGCCUCCCAAGACUGUAAAAGACGUGCAGCGCUUGACAGGUCGUAUAGCUGCGCUGCACAGAUUCAUAGCCAGGUCGGCAAAAAGAUGCCUGCCGUUUUUCAAAGCCUUGCGAGAGCCCAAGCACUUUCAAUGGACCGACGAGUGUCAGCAGGCGUUUGACGAGCUUAAGCAGUACCUGACAUCUGCACCCCUGCUGUCCAAGCCGAACUACCCAUUAGUAGAAAAUGCUGCUUUUGCCCUGGUUUACACAGCUCAACCUAAACUCUCGGGUUGGCUUAUUGGGUGGAACGUUGAGCUGAGUGAAUAUGACCUCAAAUUUCAACCGCGCACGACCAUAAAAGGCAAGGCCGUUGCAGACUUUCUGGUGGAGUGCAUCUCAGCAACCAAAGAAGAAAAAGUACCCGAACACCCAACUUGGGUUUUGUAUGUUGAUGGAGCAGCCAACAUUGAAGGGUCGGGUGCUGAGGCUGUGUUACUGGGCCCAGAUGGCUUUAAAUUUGAGCACGCACUGAGGUUUAAGUUUCAGACAACCAAUAAUGCUGCAGAAUAUGAAGCCCUCAUUUACGGACUGAAGCUAGCGUCCGAGCUGAAGGUGCGAAGCAUCCGGGUUUUCAGCGACUCUCAGCUCGUGCUGGGCCAGGUGAAUGGCAGUUGUGAAAUUAGGGACCCCCAGCUCGGUCAUUAUGCCUCUCUGGUCAACAGAUUGAAGUCAGUAUUUGUCCUCUUCCAAAUUGAUAAAAUACCAAGAGCAGAUAACCACCAAGCUGACGAGCUGUCAAAGUUGGCCUCCUCGCAGAACAUUAACCCUCGGAGAUCAACAAUCGUCGAGACCACCCCGCUCAUAAAUUAUCUGCAAAGUGGCAAACUACCUGAAGACCAGUCCGCUGCAAAAUUGACUAAGCGGAGGGUGGCACAUUUCACUUUGUUAGAUAACCAGCUCUACAAACGAGCAGCCUCAAUGCCCCUAUUACGCUGCCUUACUCCUUAUGAGGCUGAAUACGCUGUGAGGGAAGUUCACGAAGGAGUAUGUGGGGAAAUGCUAUCCUCUCUUACAUCACCCUGGCCCUUUGCUCAAUGGGGUGUCGACCUGCUCGGCCCUUUCAUCAAAGGCAAAGGAGGCUGCACUUUCCUGGUCGUUGCAGUGGAUUACUUCACUAAAUGGAUAGAAGCUAAACCUUUGUCCACGACAACAGAAAGGAAAAUAGAAGAAUUCUUGUUCAAUUCAAUAUUGUGCAAGUAUUCUUUGGUGAUUUCAGUCAUAAAUAAAAUGUAUGCAAACGUAGUUCCUAGCUCAGCUCGAUCAUCUGUGCGCAGGUUCGGCAUACCUAAGCGGAUUAUCGUCGACAAUGGGCCGCAGUUCCGAGCAGCAGCACUGAGAUCGUUCUGCAACAACUAUGGCAUCGAGCUCUCCUUGACGUUUGUGUAUACUCCGCAAUCAAACGGGCAGGCCGAGUCUGCCAAUAAGAUUGUCUUGCGAGGCCUCAAGGUGCGUGUUAUAGCCGCGCGUUCUAAUUGGGUUGACGAGCUCAAUAAAGUACUGUGGUCAUGUCGUACUACACCCAGCUCGGCCACAGGCGAAACCCCGUUCAGCCUAACAUAUGGAGUUGAGGCCGUCAUCCCUGUCGAAGUCGAGUUGCCAUCUGCUAGAUCAAAUCGUCAUGACGAUCAGAAUAACGAGCAACUUUUAAGAGAAAACCUAGACCUAGUGGAGGAAAUCAGGGAAAUGGCUCGAAUUAGAAACAUGGCACACCAAAGUCAUGUUGCAAAAUUCUAUAACAAAAGAGUUCGAGCUCGACAGUUUCAAGUCGGCGAUCUGGUUUUACGCAAAGCUGGACUAACCAACGUCUAUUCACACAUGGGCAAGCUCGCCCCUAAUUGGGAAGGGCCUUAUAUGGUUAUUUCCAUUCAGCGACCUGGGUCUUACCAGUUGGCAGAUUUUCAAGGUCACCCAUUACCAUUUAUUUGGAACAUACACAAUCUUAGGAAGUUUUACAGUUAGUGUGUAUUUUAUUAGUGUUCAGGUCAUUACUGAUCGUUUGUAAACAGAGAUUUACUAAACAUUCAACAUAGAA